AUGUGGAUAAGUCUGAAAAUAUUGUUGUCUGGGCUUUGUGGGCCGCUCAGCUUUAGUUAUCUGAGGAAAAAAGUGAAGAGCAACUUUUCAGCGAAUGAAGAGACCCAACCGAUUGAUUCUCUUCCUUCUUCGCCUUCUGAUUCUGCGACGGAAAUUUUAUGUGGCUUCGCUGGAAUUAAGUCAAUACCAAGAGCAAUGUCGGCGCCAAUCGCAAUUAAGCCUUUGUCGAACUUUCGUCUUUGCUGCAUUUCCCGGAGCUCCAGGAAUUGGCUUUGUUGCGCCGGCGGAGGAGAUGAGGAGCGUAUUGUUAUGGAUCACGGUGGCUGUAUGCUCGCUAGGCUCUGCCUCGGCGGUGGUUCGGAGCGGAUCCAGCGAUGGAUUUGGAAAACCAAGAGAUACCGAGACGGCGAUAUCGUUUCUGGAAAACGAAUCGAUAGCAUCAAAGGCUUCCAUGGUGCCUCUCACCUUGACUUCAAAGGAGCUGUGUGCCUGGAUGGGACGCUGCCUGGUUAUCAUCUAGAUCGUGGGUUUGGUUCAGGUGCCAACAGUUGGCUUAUCCAUCUUGAGGGAGGAGGAUGGUGUAACAGCCAUAGUAGCUGUGUGUAUCGGAAAACAACUCGCCGUGGUUCCUCAUUACGAUGUCAUGUGUUUCCCGCGUAUGGAACUGUCCAGAAGAUUGCUAUUUUGAGAAGAAUGCAAAAGAAGCACUGGACGGACACUGCAUAUAUGACGGUGAUGGAUAAAAGUAACACUACCAACAACAAAAGAAAAGAGCCUGGUUCUCCUACAAAAUCGCCAAAGCCAAAAAGAACACUACCUACAAGAUCACCGGCAUGGGACGUUUUCACUAAGCUCAAAGAUAAUGAGUUAAAGUGCUCCUGCAACUAUUGUGGUAAAACUUAUUCAUGUAAUCCUGCUACAUGUGGAACUACCAAUUUGAAUACGCACAUGAAAAAGUGCAAAGCUUACUUAGAUCAUCUAGAAUCUGAUUCUCAGAAAGUCUUAGCUUCUAGUGACUUUAAUCCUCCUGAGACGACGGAUGUGCACACAUCUAAGUAG
Thlaspi arvense is the source of this 1059-nucleotide messenger RNA. NCBI's taxonomy places the organism in Eukaryota, Viridiplantae, Streptophyta, Magnoliopsida, Brassicales, Brassicaceae. The record is from the annotation of a GenBank genome assembly.